Messenger RNA from Cuscuta epithymum, 834 nucleotides. Lineage: Eukaryota; Viridiplantae; Streptophyta; Magnoliopsida; Solanales; Convolvulaceae. The record is from the annotation of a GenBank genome assembly.
GAAGAAAUAGAUCCGAAAUCAUUAUCUUGGGCAUAACAUUCAAAAUGAGAUGAUCCAACUUUUGUCAAAUGAAGUGAAAAAGAAGAUUCUUCAAGUAGUGAAAAGUGAAAAGUAUUUCUCUGUUAUCCUAGAUUGCACACCUGAUGUUAGUCACGAGGAGCAAAUGACACUCGUGCUAAGAUGUGUAAAUGUGUCUACGAGUCCGAUUUGAGUGGAUGAGUUUUUUGUUACAUUUGUGAAGGUUGUUGAGACAACCGGAGAAGCUCUCUUUCUAGAACUCAAAAGACUCCUUGAGACCCAUGAGCUUGAUUUUAACAAUGUAAGAGGGCAAGGUUACGAUAAUGGCUCAAACAUGAAGGGAGAUAACAAGGGUGUGCAAGGUAGAGUCUUACGGGAGUAUCCUAGAGCAUUUUAUACUCCAUGUGGUUGUCAUUCUCUUAAUCUUGCCCUUUGUGAUAUGGCCAUGAGUUGUCCGCAAGCAAAAACAUUUUUUGGAGUUGUUCAUCGAAUCUAUAAAUUAUUUUCGGGUUCAACAAAACGACGGGAAGUUUUCAGGACUUAUGUUAAAGACCGUGAUGGAAACGGUCUUACUCUUAAGUCAUGGUCAGAUACACGUUGGGAAAGUCGUGUUGCCAGUGUUAGAGCAAUCAGGUUCCAAGCACCACAAAUUAAAGAAGCAUUGGAGCACUUAACCAAAUUUAGCAAUGACCCUAGCACGGUUAGUGAUGCCAAGUCUAUCUCCGAUUAUGAAAUGAACUUUGAUUUUCUUGUUGCUUUGGUCUUAUGGUAUGAGAUACUAAACAAGGUCAAUAAGGUUAGUAAAGUCUUGCAACA